CAGUAAGAAGCUGAACAUUGCGGCAGAGGGAGGUAGCUGUCUGACUGCUGCAAGGAGCCGAUGAACAGACUCAGGGAAGAAGGUGCCAACAAAGAAGAAAAAUGAAUUACUUGCUGCCAGCAGUGAUUUUCUUUUUUGUACUACAGGCAUCCAAUGAGCAGAAAAUCACACGUCUCACAGCGUGUCAAAGUGGACGUGGCCCGACACUACGGAUAGACUGUCGAUAUCAGAACAUUACAAACAAUCCUCUGCGAUAUGAAUUCAAAAUAAAACGUAAUAAAGAGCCUGAGAUCAUCCUUACUACAAUAAACCUUAAUUACUUCACUGACAAGUAUCACAAUCGAGCCACUAUUCAUACAGCACGUGGUCUUGUUCAGCUUCACAUUGAACGAUUUAAUGCCUCUGACGUUGGUCUAUAUUACUGUACUCUGAACAUUCCUAAUGACCUCACUGUCAAUCAGACAGCCAAGAUCAGUGUCCAAAAAGACAAACUCGAGACUUGUGGUGGAAUGAGCAUUUUUUCCCCUUGUACACCGUGGCCUCUUCUUCUGCCCCUCAUUCUGCCUAUCCUCCAAGCUGGAGUCUUCUUAUCCUAGUGAAAAUCACCUUUUGAAGAAAAUAAUGUUUUGUAUCAACAUGGAGGAGAUAAGUGCUGAAUUCAUAUUGUUUUAUAAACAGCCUGUGGGUUUUUUUGCCAUUUUAUUUAGCAUAUUCUGUCCCUUUUAACAUAUAUACUGCAACAUAAUCAUAGCAAUGAAAUACGUCCUUCUAGUUGUCCAGUAAAGCAAAUUAUUAAUUGUCCAUUGCAGCAAUGCCAAAUUUGAC
This is a messenger RNA of Nanorana parkeri, 825 nucleotides long. RefSeq names its product Thy-1 cell surface antigen (gene THY1). Bases 102 to 596 code for a protein of 164 amino acids. The transcript has 4 exons. Lineage: Eukaryota; Metazoa; Chordata; Amphibia; Anura; Dicroglossidae. The record is from RefSeq and is a predicted model, not a curated record.